Molecule: messenger RNA, 681 nt
Organism: Helobdella robusta
Lineage: Eukaryota; Metazoa; Annelida; Clitellata; Rhynchobdellida; Glossiphoniidae
Exons: 2
Coding region: 1-681 (226 amino acids)
Molecular function (GO): DNA binding
Source: RefSeq, a predicted model, not a curated record
AUGCCACGGUCUUGCAAAAGAAAAUCAGCAAGAGGAUCAUACGAAGAAGAGUCGCUUCGUCAGGCAUUAGCGGCCAUUCAUGAUGGAACACCAGUAAAAACAGCUGCACGGCAGUACAGUAUUCCUCAACGAACACUAAGACGACACCGGGAUAAGAAAGUAUUACAGCCGGGAAAAUUAAAAUUGGGACGAUUCGAAUCGGAUAUUCCCAUUCAAUAUGAAAAAGAAUUGGUGUCCCUAAUUCAAAAUAUGGAAAAGGCUUUAUUUGGUUUAAGCAUUAUGGGUGUGCGAAAAUUGGCAUAUGAUUUUGCUGAGAAAAUGGGCCUGAAGCAUCGAUCUAGUAAAAAGACAAAAAUGGCAGGAGUAGAUUGGAUGCACGAUUUUUUUGCAUCAAAGCUAACAGAUGAACCCUUACCGAAUACAGUCACUUUAGUUCAACAAACACCUGAAUCUGUGAAACCUGCACAGGAAGUUGAUCAUGCAAAAAAAAAUCCUAAAACGACACUGUUGAAGAUCAUGGGUCCAAUUAAAAUUGACAACGUGAGAACUAGAAAACGAAAAUCAGAAAAAGCUGCCCUUUUGACAUCUAGUCUUUACAAAAAUUUACUCGAAAAAAGGGAAAAUUCAAAGACUAUGUCAAAACAACAACUGAUAAAUGGUAGCGGUAAAGAAAAAAAUUGA